AUGUCGCCAACGCAACCGACGGAGACAGCCGCCCUCGUGCGCCAGGACCGGCCCUCAUUCCAUAUUGCACCCCAACAAGGAUGGAUGAACGGUGAUUACGUGCAGGCUUGUCUCUCGCCUGUGACAAAGUACUCGCACGAAACGGUUUCAGCAGAUCUUUCGAAAUCAUCCUUGGUUCAGGUUCUACCAACAUAUUCCCAAGGGCUGCACCUGGCAGUUCGGCCUGGUCUGGGGCCAUUGUGUUUCACGCGACCUUGUCAACUGGGAGCAUCUACCACCCGCAAUCGAAUGCACACCUGGAAGUUUAGAUGCCGAUGGCUGCUUCAGCGGCUGCGCAACGCUAGACGAGAACGGCGUUCCGACUAUCCUAUAUACGACCCCAAGCUGACGUACUGGACGAAGAUUGAGUACCCUUGGCUGUCACUGCCACCGCCGUCCAACGGACUGGAGCGCCUCGCUGGCUGGCGUGACCCUGCCAUCAUCAGCCGACCGGGGGAUGAGGGCUCCGACUGCUGGACUAUGAUUAUUGGCAGCGGUGUCAAGGACAGUGGCGGCAGCGUUCUCGUGUACACCUCGAAAGAGCUACUGGAUGGAUGGCAAUUUCACGGCGAGCUUUGCCACGGUCGUGGGAACGGCGCAGACACGGGCUUCAUGUGGGAGUGUCCGAUCCUUUUUAAGCUUUCAACUCUCCCGCGCAACGCGUCGCUUUUUGGAAGCGGAGGACAGCCUGAUGCAUGUACAAAUCCAUCAUACUACUGGCUGGGGCCGUAUGACCCCGUCUCGAGGCGCUUCGACCUGGCAACCUCGCAAGGCCCUUACCGCCUGGACCUUGGAAACGUCCUGUAUGCGCCCAAUAUUCUCCACGACACUGCCAAGGGCCGGACGCUUCUGUGGGGUUGGGGCCAAGAGCAGCGGAACAAGGUGGACGUGUACGACUACGCGGGGUGCUUAACUCUUCCGCGAGUCAUGUGGCUCCAGUACUGUGCAGAUCCCUCCACUGACUCGUCUACGGAUUCUGCGGUCUGCUCUUUGGCGCUUCAUCAGCAGCCUUUGCCAGAGCUGGCGGAGCUGCGCCACCCGCUUCGCUCCUGGCGCUUGCAAGAUGCGCUGCCCUUGGGGGUCAUGGAUCUAAUCGUUGACGGCGGGGCGAAGAUGCCGGUGCCAACCGUAUCGGGUCCCUUCCUGGACUUGGAGCUGGUUUUCCAGCCCGCGGCCGACUGCAACGCCGACGAGCCACGUUGCUCAGCGUCGGGGCUCCUGCUGCAGAGCUGGAGCAGCGGCCCUGAGGGCUCAGCAGCGCUAAUUUACAAUUGGGACACCGGCAUUCUUGAGGUCGUUUACGAGGCAAUCGACCCGGCUACGCUUACCUUCAGCUUGGCGGCCCCAGGGGUGCGGCGAGUCGGCGGCCGGCUGCAGCGGCCGCCUGCCCCGGGCAGCCCGUUGUCACUUCGCGUGUUCCUGGACUACUCCUGCCUCGAGGUGUUCACGGGAGAAGGCGAGGUGCUCACGGCGCGAGUCUACCGCGGCAGUGCGCCCACCAACCCUGGGUAUCCCGCGGGUUCUAGCUCGGGUAUUGACUUCAUAUCCGCUGACGGUCCCACACGGCUCAUCCACUUUGCGGCGUAUGAGAUGCAGCCCGCCUUCCAGUCAGGCAUCAGCAGCGAAGAUGAGGCAACGGCGUCUGUGCCGUUGCCAUACGAGUCGCUUCUGGAGGGUGUAGAGCGGUUGGAGAUGGCUGGCGCCGCUGGUGGUGCAGCUUAA
Messenger RNA from Volvox carteri f. nagariensis, 1761 nucleotides. RefSeq lists its product as uncharacterized. Lineage: Eukaryota; Viridiplantae; Chlorophyta; Chlorophyceae; Chlamydomonadales; Volvocaceae. The coding region runs from base 1 to 1761 and encodes 586 amino acids. The transcript has 8 exons. Gene Ontology annotation, biological process: carbohydrate metabolic process. The record is from RefSeq and is a predicted model, not a curated record. Gene Ontology annotation, molecular function: hydrolase activity, hydrolyzing O-glycosyl compounds.